Messenger RNA from Rhodotorula graminis WP1, 3896 nucleotides. RefSeq lists its product as uncharacterized. Gene Ontology annotation, molecular function: ATP binding; RNA helicase activity; RNA binding. Gene Ontology annotation, biological process: nuclear-transcribed mRNA catabolic process, 3'-5' exonucleolytic nonsense-mediated decay. Bases 1 to 3849 code for a protein of 1282 amino acids. The record is from RefSeq and is a predicted model, not a curated record. Gene Ontology annotation, cellular component: Ski complex. NCBI's taxonomy places the organism in Eukaryota, Fungi, Basidiomycota, Microbotryomycetes, Sporidiobolales, Sporidiobolaceae. The transcript is spliced from 21 exons.
AUGCCGGGCCGCAUGCGCCCACAGGACCGCGCCAACCUCUUGAACGACCUCGCCGUCGGCGUCCCGCCCACCGAGGACGACAUUCGCCGCGAGAUCGACGAUGGCUGGCUCCUCCCCUCGCAAGACGGCCGCAACGAGCUCCGCGCCGCAGAAUGGGCCAUGCACUGGGACCGCCCCGCCGACCUCCGUUCGCUCCUCCACCUCGAGCCGACCCUGCCCACCACCUCGCUCGAGUUCGUGUCGUCCGGCCUCUCGGGCGACAUCACAGGCUACCGCGAGACGACCUCGACUUCGGCCCAGGCGACCCGCACCGCGACCAACAGCACCGCCCUCGACCGCAAGCCCGCCAGCUACCAGGGCUCUUUCGUGCGCGGCAAGAGCUCCUACUUCCCCUUUCACCCAGGAGGACUCGGCGACGUCGUCGUCGACGACGAUGACGAGGCGGCAGACGGCGAGGGCGCGCUCGGCGUCGCGACCGACAAGCUCGAGAAGGCGUUCGAGAAGGGCUACGGCGGCAUCCGCACCAUUCCUCCCGGCUUCACGCGCGGCCUCGACUUUGGUCCCGUCGCUGACGACCCGACCGGCGCGCUGCUCGAGGAGGAGGAGGAGGUCGAGGUCAAGCCCAUCUACCGGCCCAUGCUCGAGCUCGCCAACGAGGGCCGAGCACGAGCAGUCCCGAACGGCCGCCCGACCGAGGACGCGCCGCAGCUCGACUCGUCUAUCGAGGAGCUUCUGCCGACACGACGACUCGUCAAGGCGCCUGCAGCAGCCUCGACUCGCCGACGACCCGUCGUCGCCAAGCGCGACUGGGCGCACGUCGUCGACGUCAACCGCGAGAUCGUCAAUUUUCAUGAGCUUGUGCCGGACAUGGCUCGCGAGUACCCGUUCGAGCUCGACACGUUCCAGAAGGAGGCCAUCUACCACAUGGAGGUCGGCGAGUCGGUCUUUGUCGCGGCGCACACGUCGGCGGGCAAGACGGUCGUCGCCGAGUACGCCAUCGCGCUCGCGCAAAAACACAUGACGCGCGCCAUCUACACGUCGCCGAUCAAGGCCCUGUCGAACCAGAAGUUCCGCGACUUUCAGAAGACGUUCGACCCGAGCGAGGUCGGCAUCCUGACGGGCGACGUCCAGAUCAACCCCGAGGCGAGCUGCUUGAUCAUGACGACCGAGAUCUUGCGCAGCAUGCUCUAUAAGGGUGCCGACUUGAUCCGCGACGUCGAGUGGGUCAUCUUUGACGAGGUGCACUAUGUCAACGACCUCGAGCGCGGCGUCGUCUGGGAGGAGGUCAUCAUCAUGCUGCCCGACCACGUCGGCAUCAUCCUCUUGUCGGCGACCGUGCCCAACACAAAGGAGUUUGCCGACUGGGUCGGCCGCACCAAGAAGAAGGACAUCUUCGUCAUCUCGACGCCCAAGCGGCCCGUCCCGCUCGAGCACUUCCUGUACGCCGGCAAGGAGCUGCACAAGGUCGUCGACGCCAAGGGCACCUUCCUCGGCACGGGCCACAAGGACGCCAACGAGGCGAACCGGCGCAAGCAGGACAAGGAGCGCGAAGCGGCGGGCCUGCCUGCGCCGGGCGCGCCGGGCGGCGGACGAGGCGGUGCGGCGGGCGGCGGGAGGGGAGGAGGAGCGGCGGCCUCGAGGGGCAGCAACCGCGGUGGUGGGCAGGCGGCGCGCCAGGUCGCCGCACGAGGCGCCAUGGCGGCGCAGCGACGAGCGGGCACGGGCGCGCUCAACCGCUCGAACGCCCAGGGGCGCGACGCCAACCUCUGGAUCCACCUCAUCGGCCUCUUGCGCAAGAAGGAGCUCCUGCCCGUCGUUGUCUUUACGUUCAGCAAGAAGCGGUGCGAGGAGUACGCCGGGAGCAUGCCCAACACGGACCUGUGCACGGCGGCCGAGAAGAGCGAGGUCCACAUCGUCAUCGAGCGCAGCCUCACUCGCCUCAAGGGCUCGGACAAGGACCUGCCGCAGAUCAAGAACAUGCGCACGCUCCUCUCGCGCGGCAUCGGUGUCCACCACGGCGGCCUGCUGCCCAUCGUCAAGGAGAUGGUCGAGCUCCUCUUUGCUCGCGGGCUCGUCAAGGUCCUGUUCGCGACCGAGACGUUCGCCAUGGGCGUCAACAUGCCGGCCAAGUGCGUCGUGUUCUCGGGCAUCCGCAAGCACGACGGGCGCAGUUUCCGCGAGCUGCUGCCGGGCGAGUACACGCAGAUGUCGGGUCGUGCAGGACGGCGAGGGCUCGACAAGACGGGCGUCGUCAUCAUCAACGCCGACUCGGAGGUGCCCGACGCCAACACGCUGUCGCACAUGCUCCUCGGCCAGCCGACCAAGCUCCAGUCGCAGUUCCGCCUCACGUACUCGAUGAUCCUCAACCUCCUGCGCGUCGAGGCGUUGCGCGUCGAGGAGAUGAUUAAGCGGUCCUUCUCGGAGAACGCGGCGCAGCGCCUCCUCCCCGAGCACGCCAAGAAGGUCGCCGAGGGCGAGAACGAGCUCAAGGAGCUGAGAAGGCUCGAGCCGGGCCCCAAGACGGACGAGCUGCGCAAGUUCUACGACCUCGAGCAGCGCAUCGUCGAGCUCAACACGGCCGUCCUCGACGGCGUCUUGGCGCACCCGUCGUCGGGCAGGACCAUGAGCGCCGGCCGGGUCGUCAUCCUCUCGGACGGGCACUUCCGCGACAACCCUGCCGUGCUGCUCAAGUCGGCGCCGGCCGCCGUCUUGCCGUCAGGCGUGCUCGACCCGACCAAGCAGUUCUUCGUGCUCGCGUUCGUCCCGCCCGAGAUCCGCGAGGGCAAGCACGAUGUGGCCGCCGACGCCGUCCCGCCUCGUUGGCCACACCGACCUUCCUCGGCCUCGCCCGCCGACCUCACCUACGAGCUCGCCGUCGUCCCGCUCACGUCCAUCUCUCUCGUCACCACCUACACGCUCAAGCUCGACGCCGACGCCAUCGCCGACCGCCACCGCCGCAGCGCCAUGGAGGGCGCGCUCGCCGACUUUUCGACGCUCGCCGCCGAGCCGACGACGGCGCUCGAUCGCGAGGCCGACUGGACCAAGGUCCGAGGGCUCGAGUUUCGCGAGGCGCUGCAGAGGAGGGACGAGCUCGUCAAGCAGCUCGGGUUCUUGGCCGUCGAGGAGGACGACCUGGGCGAGCCGUACGCCAUCCUGCACUCGGAGCGUGUCCUCGAGGACAAGAUCGCGCACCUGCGCAUGGCGCUCAGCGACCAGAACCUCGAGCUCUUGCCCGACUACGAGCAGCGCAUCGACGUCCUCAAGGAGCUCAAGUUCAUCGACGACAACUCGACCGUGCAGCUCAAGGGCCGCGUCGCGUGCGAGAUCAACUCGGCCAACGAGCUCGUCCUCACCGAGCUCAUCCUCGACAACGUCUUUGCCGACUUUGAGCCCGAGGAGAUGGUCGCGCUCCUGUCGGGCUUUGUGUUCCAGGAGAAGUCGGACUCGGAGCCGCUCUUGACGCCUCGACUCGAGGAGGGCAAGGAGAUCCUCGUCGCGACGUACGAGCGCAUCACGGCCGUGCAGGACCGCCACCGCGCCAACUUUGCCGACGACGGCGCGUUCAACGGCUCGGGCGAGCUCAAGUUUGGCCUCAUGGAGGUCGUGUACGAGUGGGCGAGGGGCAUGUCGUUCCAGCAGAUCACGCAGCUGACCGACGUCCAAGAGGGCACGAUCGUGCGGUGCAUCACGCGCCUCGACGAGACGUGCCGCGAGGUGCGCGACGCCGCCCGCGUCGUCGGCAACGCCGAGCUGUUCCAGAAGGCCGUCAAGGCGCAGGAGCUCCUCAGGCGAGGGAUCGUGUUUGCCGCGAGCUUGUACUUUUCGAGCGGCCCGCAGGGGACGUCGUAGAGCGGGCGUGCUGCUGCAAUAGACGAGGUCUGCUGGGUGUGCGCCUG